GUGACGUAGAUAUGACAUUCGAGAUUCGAGAAAUCGCUCAAACGUCUGAGAAAGAUUUCACAACAAAAGUUGUGGAAGAAUAAAAAGUGACUCAUAAUGUGAUUAUUUUCCGUGAAGAUACCAAGGUAAAUAAAAAGAUAUUCCUAUCACACGGUACCAAUAUCUUCAAAAUAUCAGAGGCUUAAUUCUAUAUCCGAAGAGAUUUCUAGAAAAGUCGUAGAAAAUCUUGUCUGGAAAAACCCUUGCCACAUUGGCAUGGCAGUGUCAUCAUCUGAUUUUGACAACUGCGUUCAGUGAUGUUUGCAUAAUAAAUGGUUGUAUCGUAUUCUAGAAUGCCAAUUCAGGCGCCUCAAUGGACGGAAUUUCUCUCCUGUCCAGUGUGUUGCAAUUCUUUCGACGAGAAACCUCGCAGCCCUAUCAGUUUGGGUUGCGGCCACACCAUAUGCAAGGGAUGUCUGUCCAACCUGCACCGUAAACAAUGUCCUUUCGACCAGACCAAUAUCAGCAUUGACAUCGAACACCUGCCUAUCAACACAGCCCUUCUGCAACUGGUCGGACCAAACAUCAAGAGUGACUUUGAGGAUGUUGAUUACUGCAAGAUUGUGCCAAAGGAGCACCUGGAAUACUACAUAGACUGCAAAAAAUGUGUGGAGGAGCUUGCACUGUACCUGAAACCUCACCCCAAUGGCAACAUAUGUGGCAGUGGAAGCAUAUUAUCAAGACCUAUGCAGAGGAAAUUGGUGACCCUUAUCAAUUGCCAGUUAGUUGAAGAUGAGGGAAGGACAAGGGCUAUGCGUGCUGCAAGGUCUUUGGGGGAGAGGACAGUUACAGAACUCAUUUUACAACAUCAGAAUCCACAACAGCUGUCUGCAAAUCUUUGGGCUGCUGUUCGAGCAAGAGGGUGCCAGUUUUUAGGUCCAGCUAUGCAAGAAGAAGUAUUGAAACUAGUCCUCCUAGCUUUGGAAGAUGGAUCAGCUCUAUCAAGGAAGGUCCUGGUAAUGUUUGUUGUACAACGACUGGAACCUCAUUUUCCUCAAGCCUCAAAAACUAGCAUUGGUCAUGUGGUGCAGUUACUGUAUAGAGCAUCUUGUUUCAAGGUGUCGAAGCGUGAAGGCGACUCAUCCCUUAUGCAACUGAAAGAAGAAUUUCGCACGUACGACGCCCUCCGCAGAGAGCACGACGCCCAGAUCGUCCAAAUCGCGACGGAGGCGGGGCUACGAAUCGCGCCCGACCAAUGGUCUGCGCUACUGUACGGAGACGCGGCCCACAAGUCGCACAUGCAGAGCAUCAUCGACAAGUUGCAGACGCCCCAGUCGUUCGCGCAAGGUGUACAGGAGUUGGUUAUCGCGUUACAGAGAACGGGAGAUCCGGGGAAGUUGAGCGUGCUCAGAGCGAAGUUGGAGUUGUUGGCUGGAAUCGAUCCUAGUCCAGAAUCCUCGCCACCGAGUUGGAACGACUGCGCAGAAUGUUUGGAGGCCGUUCGACAAGUGGUGGCCGGUCUAGUAGAAUUCGUUCAGCAACAUGGCGGCAGAAAAGUGCAGGACGCUCAGCAUGCCCAACACGCCAAGUACAAGAUCAGCAUGUGCAGGGACUUGACACUUAGGGGUAGCUGUCCAAGGGGGACAAACUGCACAUUCGCGCACUCUAACGAGGAGCUGGAGAAGUACAGAGCUAAGAACCGAAAAUCUCUUAAUCGUACUAAGGAUCACCGAAUUGACAACCCGUCUCCAACGGUGUCUGACAAGUCGUACCCUAUGGGCGACGAGUACUAUACGAUGCCCACGGGCGCGGCAGCGACAGUGUCACCGGUACCGCUGCCUCCUGCAGCUCCGCAGGUGAUGCACGUGCCUAGGUACGACAUGCCACCUCCUCCUCCACAGGCGUAUCAUACGCAUGCUGGGUUUCCUCAACCUCCUCCUCCAGGCGCUGUCUAUGCCACUCCACCUCCUGCAGCUGCCGCUUUUGCCCUUCACGAUGGUUACCAUCAUCACCAUAUGAAUGGGGCCCCUCCACCACCGUUUUAUACCACAGCUCCCUUACCACCUCCGCAGAUACAAUCGACUGGUGAUAGACCACCCACGUGGGAUAUGAUCGCGAAACCGCCAACUUACGUCCCUCAAAACAAAACGAUCCGUUCAACGACGACCAAGAGCUUGGCAGAGCUCCAUCAACGCAAGCAAGAGGUUAUCUCUCAACUGGAAAAGGUUGUCGGCAAAGUUGCUGCCACAGAAAUAUCAAAUACUGCAAGUACGUUGGCUAGGCAAGAGUCACAACAUGACUUGGAUAGUCCCACUUCCCCCUACAACUUUUGGUCUGGGCAGAUCAACUCAGGACCUACCUUCGUUAGGUCCGAUUCUAUACUGGCAGCAGAUGAUGAUUAUGUUCCAUAUGAUUCACCAGCAAUCAGCAAAUACGGCCCUAUCUCCAGAAUGCACAAAGACAACGGCAUGACACAGAAUGUUGCGGGGCAGUUCAGAGAUAAUAAUUCUUUGAUAAGAAGGCCAGUUUCAUCAGCUAGUCCCGUAGCUGCCUCCUGGUACUACAACAAUAACCAGCACUACCAUCAACCGUCGAUUCCAGGACAUCCAGUCAUUGCUCCAACAGGGAGUGUCAACGAUGGUUAUGUCACUUAUGGGUCUCCGCAAGUGAUUUACCAUCCCCGGCUCCAAGAUUCCUCGAAAGAACUGCUAGCGGAAUCGCAACGGGUCAAAUUGCAGCUACGCAACCUCGAGAAACAACUGAACGAUUUGAAGAUAGCCGCGCAAGGGGUGACAAGCCUUAGCGAGAGCGAAAGGCUAACGCAGGAAUUGCAACUGAUCGAACAAGGAAUACAGGAGAAGCAUAAGGAAGCAUGUUUGAACAGAAUAGUGCAGUCGCUAAGCCAAGCGAUGGGUAACUACAGCAACGGCAAUCCGCCAAGCGGUAGCGCCUCGGAGGAUGCCAUGUACGAAGCGGACAUAGCCAAUGACAUGCGAGAGCUCGAGUUGAGACUCCAAGAAGAGCUUGAGGAAUGGAGUGGCGAGGAUUCUCCGAAGUAAUUUUGGAGGCGGACGUGAGAUUUUUAUCAUUUUGAUAUAUUGUGUACUAUAUUUGGUGCAUGUACGUUUUAGGUUUUUGACUUAAAGUUAGUUUUGUUCCAAUGGCAUGCCUUGAUCCAAGUCUUGAAAAAUAUUUGAUUGGUUGCGGCAAAGCGACAGUUUAACUGACAUAAGGUACGCUGGCCGUAUAUAUGCUAUAAGGUCACAUUCAUCAGAAUGUUACUCAAAACGUUCUGUUCAUGUGAUUCAUUGAAGCAAAACCUUUUUGAGAUGUACAUCUAAACGUAAAAUUGUUUUUCAGCUCUAGAGUAGCGAACUGUAGUUUGAAGUUGUCUUUAUUGCUAGUACAUUGAUGAUCGAUUCUUUGUUCCGUUUGCACUUCCAGAAGACAUUAGGAUUUUGAGCCGAAAAACUAGUUUUUUCCAAAUAUGAUACUGGGUCAAGGCAUAUAGCCAGCUGUUAAAAUCCAACCAUUUUAUUGUUUCUUCAUAAAAAUAUUGAUAGCACUUCACCACUAUCCAUUCAUGACUACGAUUUCGUAAUAAAACUGUUAUAUAUUAUAUUAGUUAUUCAUAUUGAAAUGCAUGUGAAAAUAAAAACGUAAAACGUACUAUCACUAUAAUGAUCUAAUUUUCGUUUUUGAAAAACUUUUAUCAUGCGUGUGAAUCGUGAAAUCGAAUUGGGUUGUGGUUAGCGUGAUGAAACCUUCUUUUUUUUAGUUAAACAAGUAUCAUCAUAGGCAUCUAUUUGGAACUGAAACCAUACUUUAUAGUUACAGUAUUUGAAGCUUUUUUGUUGUUGUUAUAUGAUAUUUUUGCAAUUUUUUAUUUAGUAUGAAGGAUAUUUCAAAAAAGCUAGAUUGUCUCUUAUGUAACUAAAACCAUACUUCAUUGUUACAAUAUCUAAAGCUUUUUUUGUUAUUGGUAUGUGAUAUUGUUGCAAUUUUCUAUUUGGUAUGGAGGAUAUGUCAAAAAAAGGUAGAUGGUCUGUCUCGCAUGUAACCAUGAUUGAUAAAUCAGGGGUAAACAUCAUCAGUUCGAAAAUAAAUUAAUUUAACAUAGUUAUUAUAACUAAGAAUGCUUCUUGAAACGGAACUUGCAGGAGACUGCUUUUUAUAGUGAUGUGUUGGAUUAUGAAUAUUUCAUGCGUUUUUUCGUGGUCACGAUAAAAAAUUUCACUAUAUUUAUUUAAAAGAUACCUUAUGUUAGCGAGCACCGACACAUGUAACUGACCUGCUUUUGAUUUGUUGGAAUUAAUAAAAAUAAAUUGUGUAACGAAAAUUGAAAGAGUUCUACUACAGAAUAGCGGGCUUGUGAACAGCUAACGAAAACAGGGUAUGUUCCCUAACACAGCCCAAUUCUUGCCAUAAUUUUUUUAUGGUUAUCGAGUUUCACUUAUAAUAUGUACAUUAAUUUUAUAUGAAGAUGAAGUGUGAUUAUGUUUAACAUUGAUUUUCCAAACGAACUGUGACUACUGCUACUGUAGGAGCUGCAACACCUAAGCAAGUCUGGUUUUUUAGAGCUAGCUCAGUGUUUUUACUAUUUAUUCCGAUUUUAAUGCUGUAUUUUCUAUGUGUAUAAUUAUGAAAAGUUUUGCGAUAUUUGUAUAUAUUUUGUUAGUGUUUUUAUGUAUAAAGAAGAGCGAAUUUGUCCUCUAAUAGUUUGUUGUUUUUAUAUUUAAAUGAGUUAAAAUCGUUAUGUAGGCUUGCAGGUGUGGAGCUACUUAGACAAUUUUUAGAACAUUUUUUUGUCGAUGAAUCAACUUUACCAGUAAUUUGACAACAGUAUAUUGAAACAUCGUAAAAUGAGAUUAACCGCCAAAAUAUUUGAGCUUCUAUAAGAGAACUAAAGUAAUGUUAGAGUAAUUUUGGUGUAAUCUCAUAUAGCUUAUUCUUAGUCCAAUGUACUAUUCUAUUAAGAACAACUUGUAUAUAAUAUUAGAGAGGGUUGUCAGAUUACGGCAUAGAUUAACAUUAACUUUAUCGCGUUAUUUUGACCACCUUUUUCAAUUCUACGGCUGAGGGAAUGUAAUCCAUAUGCUACGAUCGAGCCCAAAUUAGGUUUCUGUUGCUCUACUCCAGUUUGAUAAAAACUUAUCUAGCUGAGAUAAAGCUAGAUCUGGCUAUAGUGUAUAUGGUAAACUUUUAGGGGAAUUACGACUGCAUCUACAACUUUGUUGGUUGACUAGGUUGUCUGCCUAUGAGAAUUGAAAAUCUUUCACAUUUUGUUAAAGUUUCCGCGUUGUAUUUCAAGAAGCAAUCCUAAUAGUACUUGAUGAUAGUGACCAUUAUUAUAAGUACAUGAUAUACCUUCAUCAAUUAUGAGCCUGUCGUCACUCGUCCUGAAUGGUUAUAGAGGAGUUUCUCAGAUGAUGCGGAACCUUUCGGAAAAUGUCAUGUUGCCCCAAAUCAAAAUAUUCCGUUUUAUUUGUACCAUUUUAAUCCACCCUAAAUAUUUUUAAAACUGUCUAUCCUAGAAAAAAAGUUUCAAGUUACCUUGACAAUGACCUUGACCACGAUUUUUAAGGUCUUUUCAAAAUCUGGUGAAUAUUUUCAAACAGAAGUCCCAUUUUUCACAUCAGAGUUGAAGAGUAGGAAAUCUUACGUCCGAAUAACAUCUUGGCCAUUACCUUGGCCAUGUUCUUCAAUGCCACAGAUCAAAUCAAGACAUCAACAACAAUUUGCUCCAGCAAAAGUGUUCGGCAGCACAGUUGUGAGGUUUGUGAGGAUCACCUAAAGGUGACCUUGACCAUAAAGUCAAAAUUUCCAAAGAAACCUUUAGUUUUUAUACUGGAAUUGGCAAAAUCAGGAAAUUUUACGUCUGAAUGAGACCUUGAUCUCAAAUACCAUUUGAGCUUGACUCUGCCUUGACUUUGAGGUUAAAGUAAAAAUCGAGCGUAAAAUUUCGUGCUUUUUUCGGUUUCCAGUGUGAAAAUGAGAGGUGUUCUUUGGAAAUUUUGACCUGAUCUUGUAGGUCAUGGUCAAGGUCACAUCUGGGUGAUCCUCACAAACCUCACAGCUGUGCUGUUGAACGUUUUUGCUGGAACAGAUUGUUUACAACGUCUUGGUUAGACCUUGAAAUGACCUUGAAGGAAAUUGUCAAUGUCGUAGUGAUGGUCAUAUUCGAACGUAAAAUGUCCACUUUUUGAUUCUGAUGUAAGAAAAGGGAGUUCCAUUUAAAAAUGUUCAUUUGACCAUAAAUGACUUAAAGGUCACCAUCAUUGUGCGCUCUCGAAGCUGUACAAGUUUUUGGCGGAGAGAUUAAAUUGGAAUUUGGCGAGAAAAUCCAUACCCAGCAGAUUCGUUUCAUCAACAUUUCAGGCUUUUUAAACAGUUAUUUGAAAUACUCGUGUCGAGUUGUCAAAUUCGAAGGCACUUUCAGGUUAGAAAAUCCACCUUAAGUAGAGGAAUUCUUCGACUUGACCGAUCUGUCCAUUUCGUUCCACUCGAGUUUUUAGGGGAUCUAGUGAAACAAAAAUAUCGUAAUUAAUGAUCAGCUAACAUAAUGUCGACCUUAGCAAUCCGGUGAAACCAGUCAGAAAGGUCAAAAAAGCACGCAAGGUUAAUUUUAAUGUAUGCCGUAACGCGAUCUCUUAUAAUUUUCUAUUCACAGGGCUUGAAAACCUUCUUUAUUAUAUCGCGAACAAACGUUGUUUCUCUAGUAUAUUUCAUUGUUGUCUGUGAUUUUUACAAACAGUUUGAAGCGAAAAAAUGAGAAUCAUGUUAUCAUGCGUAUACGGUAAUUUGGAUUUUUCCGAAUUAUCUGAUUUGUCUCAACUUUAGUCUUUUUCAGAUUGUGAGAAGGCAAAAACAAUAUUUUUCGAAACUAUACCAUUAUAAAAUAUUUCAGACUGUACCAAGAAGAAAUAUUGACUGCUCUGUAGAUAUACCUAAGGUUAUUUAUUUUAAAGGUAAUGGGAUUGUUGCGAUACAAGAUACGUCGGCUAUAUUUGACGUUAAACUUUGUAUUUUUAUCAACAGCUUCCAAAAAAACCUUACAAGUGACCGUUUAUUUGGCACUACCAGUGUAUAAACAUCCCUCUUAAGGUACUCGUCCAUUGGGCCGCAUCCGCAGCCGACCAUUGUCGACGCACUGGCCGGUUGCAACCUCAUAGCUGACAAUGAAAACAAACUCGAGCGAUCGGUGCGAUUAGUAGUGACUCUUUCACUGAUCCGUAUGACGUUGUACUAUUCGGAUUGCUGAUGACGCGAUGCAUGUCGUCCGUCUGAUGCGGAUUAGUGGACGCGUACUUUUUCAUGUCACUGAAUUUAAUAAGUUUACGGCGUAUCUAUUUCGCAAUAUUCUCAAACGCAUGGAAUGCGUAACUUCUUUUUCUUUGUGCAAUAAGAUUCUAUGACGACCAAGUCAUAUUUAUACCGAAGAGGAGUAGUAGAUGAAAAUGAGCGUGUCAUUUCAAAAAUGAGUCAGAAUGAUAGUAGUUCAUCGGAAGUUCUUAUUCACAUUAAAUACGAGCGAUGCAUUUCGAAUUUUAUGAAUUUCAAAUGGAUAGUUAUUCCAGUUUUAUUGGAAGGAACGCGAAUAGCAACAAGGAUUAAUCAUCUUCGUUCAGCUUUGCUUAAAAUAUAGGGGUUUUAGGGUUGAUUACGUCAUCUCACUAUUUUUUAGCACAUAUAGUAGUCUUAUUAACUAUGGUGAACGUUAAAUAUAAUAUAGUGAAUUACAUAAAAUCCGUAACUACAAGAAAACAUUUUGUAGGAUGGAUAUAGGAAGCAAUGGAAGAAUGUCUUAAAGCAAGGUUUAUGUAGCCCAAAAGAAUUAGUGUCGCGACUGGCAACUUAGCAGAAGUUUGAGUUCAUCUACACUACCGCUGCCCUUAUCGGCACCCGUAUUGAAUUACUUAAAAAGUGACAUUACGAGAUUUGUCCGGAAAAUACGUAUAAAAGUGGAACAAUAACUUUAUUUUACAACUGUUAAGGCAUUUCAACAUGGUCUCCUUCAAAGUACUGCCCGUGAGACAAGAUGUACUUCUGCCAACACCGUUUCCACUGUUGAUGCGAUCGCUGUAAGUCUUCAAUUGUGACGCUCUUCAUUUGCCGUGUCGUUUCUGCCUUGAUGAAUUCCACUUCCCCCAAGUGACGCCUCCGAAGCACCAUUUUGCAUUUUGGGAACAGGAAGAAGUCACAAGAGGCUAAAUCGGGUGGAUCAGGCGGGUGUUCUGUCACUGUGAUUGAGCUUCGGGAAAAAACUCACACACAGAGACAUGUGAGCAGGCGCGUUAUCGUGAUGAAGGAUCCACCUGAUCUCUUGAGCCAAAUCCGGUCGAACUCUGGCGACAAGAGCUCUGAGACGACGCAAAACUUCAAUGUAAAAAGUUCCGUUCACUAUCUGGCCCCCUUUCCUCUGCUUCCAACCAAUCCUCCCAGCAAGCAACCCUCCUUGCUUCUGUUCUGGAGUGAAGAACUUCCGAACGAUUUUCGCGCACAAAGUUUUCCUAUCUGAAUUUCGUGGACGAUUGUUUUGGAAAUUGACAGUUCCUCAGCUAUCAUUCUAACUGUCAAUCGACGGUCUUUAAGCCCCGAAUUCGUUCAAUAUUUCCCUCAGAGCUCGAUGCGGAGGGGCGUCCUGAGCGUUGGUCAUCUUUCACAUCCUCUCGGCCUUCCCGAAACCGUUUCAACCACUUGUUGACGGUUGGUUUCUUCAGAGAAUUGUCUUGUUCCAACACUCAGAAAUCUGACGACCAUUCUUGCGUAGCUUUGCAAGAAACUUGAUGUUGAUGCGCUGUUCCUCGACCAUGCCGACGGCAGGUAAAAAAAGGGUUACUUUAAACAAACACACGUAAUUCCUACUUACUCGCAGAGAGCUCCUGCUCGAACUGAGCAUAGAGGGGAUAUCAUAGAGAGAGGGAACUACCGGGCCAAUUCUCCAUGACGCCCCGAAUUUUUUAUACGUAUUUUCCGGGCUGACCUCGUAUAUCGACUUUUAGACAUUAUAUAGGUUUGUUGACAUGAUGUCUCCCUAUAAAAUGUCACCUUUGAACUAGACGACAUUUACUUAAUGCUCUCAUGUAGUAAGUGCGGAGUGAACUAGCAGAACCCUUGCGGCUACCUAGUGCACAAGUUGGCAUUUUACCGAUUUUUUUUUGACGUUGUAUAGGUUUUUUACAUAAUCAUUCUACCGAACCAGUUGAUCAUUCGGCUCUACAUUUGUAGAUUAUCACUCUCAACACGUUGUCACCGAAGUCAUGGUCAGAUUUUCUCAUUUUGCCAGUUGUAUCUUCCUACCAUGAAGACUAAAAACAGGAGUUUAAAUGACAUAAGGGAUAUAUGCAUUCUUAUGAAGCUAAGUCUGCCGCCAAGGAGAUCUAGUGGGCCCAGCGCGUCUUCACAUUGAAAAACGUCAACAUAACCUGCUGCAAUCUUUAUAUGCAUUUCACUCAUGUUUUGACAUACUUGUAGGUUUAUUAGUUCGUGGUUUAUUAAUAUUAUCCAAUAUUUCUGGAGCUGUUAGAGUCAUGAUGACAGCAACAGAGAUGCCACAUGCACAGAACCUGAAAUUAAUUUUCUGGGAAGCACCUGCUACUUAUUUACUAUGAAGUGUAACAACUCGCUUCAUCGUCGACAUUUUUGGCUUCAUCUCCACUUCAUGAGUUCCUCCUAUCUCUAGUCUUCAUGCUUCCUAUAAAGAUGCGAUGCUAGCGCUUCAGCGGCCAUUGUCAAAUGCCCCUUAGAUAGUUAAAUGUAACUUAGCUAUCACCUUCAUUUACUAAGUGGCGGCUUUUCAUGCUUUCCAAAUUAUUCCGGAACACAUUCAUAUUGGUUGCCAGAUUUUUGCACUGCGUCAUUAGAACAAUUUUGUUGCUGCUCGCGUUCAUAUACCGGUUGGUGAAAUGUCAUCUAAUUUUAAUGAAUCAUACUGUGUGUGGUUUGGUGUAUCAAUGAUAUCGGUUGAUAUAAAUAUUUUAUUUAUAUAUAAAUACGUGAGCAUUUGUUUGAAAAUGCAACAAGACUAAUAAUUACUAAAAAUGCUUAUAAAGGAAUUUUGUCUAUACCUGGGCAUUGAGAUAUUUUACAACAUUUUCAGACGAUAUUGCUUGAAACUAACAACUGGUUUUACUGGUUUAUGGAUGUUCAUAUCAAUCGGCCAGAGACAACGACAGCGAUCCAUUCUAAGAUUCGUGAGACUAGUGGCAUAGCACUGACACCACAACAAAUAAAUGUCAUUGUCACUGUGAAAUACCCGAAUUCAAGGUACCAAUAGGCGCAAGCCCCAGAAAUGCUUUCUUUCGAUUGGAUAUACAAGGUGUUAAAGUUUGGUGCCUUAGUUUCUGUGGGUAUGCCUGCACCAUUUUCAAGAACUGAAUCCUCUUUAAUAUAUUCAGGGAACGAUAUAAUAAAACUAUAUAAGAUAUUCGAAACCGGUUUGUGCAACAAAAUUGGCAUCAUAUAGGUGUUUAUAUCUAAAUUAUUAUAUAUAGGAUGUUGCACAAUUCCGUGGUACAACCAACGGUUUUUUUAUGGAAGGCCAUAUUAGAUAGAACAAGAAAGUUCUUUUAUCAUUUGUCUAAAGAAAUCCUACCAUUGAAGACUUUGACGUCUGCCAUUUUUCGUAGUUAUUCACUGAAUUUUGGAAAGAGAAAAACGUGCGUCACCUUUAUCAGAGUGCUGCAAAACGUUUUUUCUCAUGAAUUUUAAAUGAAACAUCCCACACACCCAUUACACCAUCCAAUUCGCGAUUUUAUAAGUAUGUUCUGAUAUGAAGUUUAAUUGUUUAAAAUGAUUUUACCUAAUAAAAUAUAAGGUGCUUUAUUACCACGCAAUUAUGCAACACCCUGUAUAUCUCCAAAAUAAUUUGGAAAUAUAGACCUAUAAAAUAUCAGUUUGUGCUAAUCAUUUUGGAAUAUCUUAGUUUUUCUAUUUUAUUUUCUUCGGGACACAGUGCAUAUUUUGUAUGUGUUCAUGAGUUUUUUAUUGUAUUGUCAAGUUCCUUGAGUAUACUAAAGAUAAGUCCAUACUUUAGCACCCUGUAUCUCCAACAGCAUUUCUAGGCUUUGUGCCCAUUGAAACAUUUGAUCAGCGCAACAUGAACUAUAACUAUACGAAUUUUCAUUAAUGUUGGUCAAAUCCCAUCUGUUUUGUGCCUGGUACUUUGAAAAAUUAUGUCAAUUUUGACUUUCUGUAAAGUGCCAAUAGUUUCACGAAUCGUUGGGUGUCACUAUAACGGCGAAGAACAGCAACCUGAUUGGGUUAUGUUUCUCAAAUCUUCGACAUCUUUAUUUUCUGGCAGAAUUGUUCGGACUCCUUGGUCAUGUGUAAUAAUCGUGUAUUUUCAAUUACAAUUUCUGACAAUUAUGGCAAAACUCCAGAAAUGAUAUUUAGCCUUUUGCAGUAAUGAUUUUUGUAGCAUAAUUUUAAAUCCACCGUUUGAAGUAUUGUAACAUAUCUCCUUGCGAUUUACUAUUUAUUUAAUAUCUAGGUUAUCAACAAAUAUACGCUAGUAUACAAUUUAUUCUAUUCAGAAAAGUAACACAUUAAAUCAAAUUAUCUCCAAAAAUAUGGAGUUCUAAUAUUAACUUUCUUGAAAUCUAAUGUUAUACAAGUGUUAAAAACUAGUAAUCCUUACUAGACGCUGUCCGUUUCAUACUUAUGUCAUAACUAGAGGGGAUCUGAAGAAAUUAAUGAAAAAAUAAAGUGAAAGUAUAACCAGUGAACAUUACCAAAUUUAAAAAAAAAUAGCGAAUUUGUGGACUAAUUACUUUUUGCAUGUAUGAGUCAUAUGUGUCAGAUCUCGACUCUAGGAAUACAGUUUGCUUGAUAAUAUACUAGACAGUGUAAAAUUCUACUAGAUUCUAUAGUUGAACUUCAUCAUAACAAUUAUAAAAAAUAUGUAGUGACCAAGUACAUAGAAAUGUAUAUGUAUUAGUAUAUUCUAUUUUUCCAUAUAACUAAUAUCACAAAAAUUUCAUGAUGUCGUUCAAUUAUCCUUUACUCUAUUGCUGAAAUUUUUCAAGUAGCACGAACUGAGGGACAUGUAGAACCAUUAGAAUUGCAUAUCGAUGGUAUUCGAUGCAUUUUCAAAAACCUUGCAUCCUGGUUUUUCAAUAUUCUAACAGUUUAUUAUAUAUUUCCAGCUGAAUUUUCAGGUUUGAUAUUCAUUUUUAGGGUAUCAUGUGUGUGCAAUACGUUCUGUAAGCCACAUUUUCAUUAUAUAUUUUUAGAUAUUACAGUGGGUUUCAAUUCAGUUGUCCCUCUAGUUCAAUACUUACGCAGAUGAAAUCUAAAAAUACCCUGAUGUAUUUGACAGGUGAACCUUUUUUGCUUCAUAGUCAAGGGAAUGACUUACGUUGUGCUCCAAACAUAGCAAUGGGAAUGAGAUCCAAAAUUGUAAAAAAAUAGUAAGUAUGGGCGCCCGUAUGCCGGCGACUGUAAAAUUUAAUGCUCUUCAAUUAACCACAUUCAUAUUUCACGGGCUACAGCUUAAACGGCUUGAUGGUUUUUGACAUAUCAGGUGUUUCUAGAUGUGUCUGGAUAGCACGAGUGACUAAGAAACCUUACCAUAUUAGGUAUAUUUUACUUCUUAAGUGGAAGUCAGGGAGAUAUGCCCCCCUUGCCCCUAAUGGGCGCCCAUGGUCAAAUGUCAAAGAGAAAAUCAAGCAGAUAUUUCAAGGUUCGCCUAUUGUAUAAAAUACUACUUAUACCUAGUGUUUUGCUGUCCAAUCACAUACGGAUAGUGAAAGCAUUGGGGAUAGACAAGCUAUGCUUGAACGUCAAAUUUAUCAUUAAACGCAGUUACGCAACUGUCUGUGUGCCACACACAUGGGAUAUCCGUUUGUUAUUGGACAAAAUUUUGCUACUUUUUAUUCCGUUUUUCAAAAAUGUGCUUUUUCUGAUAUGUUUGAAGCACAAUUUAGAAUGUAGGCUGUGUUAUUAUAUUUAUCAUCAGUGGGAUCUAUAAAAAAUAGUACAUUUUGUUGCCCACACAUACCUUUAAAAAUUUGUUUUUCUGCGUUUUGUUAAUACAUGAGAUCUAGUCAUCUUUUUUUACCAUGUUGUCUAAGGCGAGCUGUAGCAAAAGCUGAGUAUUACAUUUCAGAGUUCUAGACAAUAUAAUUAUAAUGUUUCCAAUAUAAUAUCAUGAUUUUUUACUGUUUUGUUUUCAACUUCAAUAAUAUAUGAACAGAUAGGUAAAUGUUAAAAACUAAGCUUUUGCUAUUUUAUGGCCAAAUAUUUUUUUCUUCGUACUUAUUCUUUAUAGAUCACGCUGUAUAUUUUUUAAUACUUGAUUUGUAUUCAAUGGAUUAUUUAUAUUUGUGUAUUUAAGCAAAUUUUUUAAUUUAUUUUUACUAAGUCAUUCUGGAAAUCAAUAAGUCAUGUUGCACAUGUAAUUAUUAAUAAUUCUUUAUACUGAUUACAUUAAUCACUUAUGUACUUUAUAAAAUUGGGUGGAAGUAUAUUAUACAUUAUACCUAUGGAAUAAAACAAUGCAG
This is a messenger RNA of Acanthoscelides obtectus, 13481 nucleotides long. The record is from the annotation of a GenBank genome assembly. Lineage: Eukaryota; Metazoa; Arthropoda; Insecta; Coleoptera; Chrysomelidae.